UUGAAGGGACGUUCUUGGCGCGGGAAUGCGCAUGCGCCUCUGGCGAUUUAGCCUGAAGGCGGUUUUCACGUCCAACGGUGGAGUUCCGCCGUGAGGCUAGGCGGUUUAGUCGUUCCUUGAUGUCGUACGUUGUGGGAUGGUGGACAGAGGUCCGGAAGUUCUUUGUUAACGUUUCGCCGGUUCACCACGUUUGUACGUCAUGGCCUCCGCUCUGGAGGAUCCAAACUUAGAACACAACUUUAAAGGUCAUAAAGAUGUGGUCACCAGUGUUGAUUUUAACCCAAACAACAAGCAGCUAGCGACUACCUCGAUUGAUAAGUGCCUUAUGAUAUGGAACUUGAAGCCGCAAACCAGAGCCUACCGAUUUACAGGACACAAGGACGCUGUGAUGUCUGUCCACUUUUCCCCCUCAGGUCAUCUGGUGGCAUCUGCUUCACGGGAUAAAACGGUUCGACUGUGGACUCCAAAUGUUAAGGGAGCAUCAACUACAUUCACAGCCCACAGUGCCGUAGUUCGCAGUGUGAAUUUCUCCUGUGAUGGAAAUUUCCUGGUUACAGCAGCCGACGACAAAUCAAUAAAGGUGUGGAACACUCAUCAACAGCGGUUUCUGUUAUCCUUUAAAGGACACAAUAACUGGGUUCGUUCUGCCAGGUUCUCUCCAGAUGGAAGACUUGUAGUCUCUUGUAGUGAUGACAGAACUGUUAAGAUCUGGGACACAGUGAGCAGAGAAUGUAUCAAUACUUUCACUGAGCACAGAGGGUUUGCCAACUUUGUGGACUUUAACCCCAGUGGUACCUGUAUCGCCUCAGCAGGAACUGACAAUACUGUGAAGCUUUGGGAUAUUCGUAUAAACAAACUGCUACAACAUUACCAAGUCCACAGUGCUUCGGUGAACUGCUUGUCUUUCCAUCCUUCUGGUAACUAUCUUAUCACUGCAUCUAGUGAUUGUACUCUCAAGAUAAUGGAUUUGUUGGAGGGAAGAUUACUUUACACUCUUCAUGGCCACCAGGGCCCUGUAAUUGCUGUAACAUUUUCUAGGCAUGGAGAGUAUUUUGCUUCUGGUGGAAGUGAUUCACAGGUGUUGGUAUGGAAGACAAAUUUUGACAGUAUUCCUUAUAACCAUAUUCUGAAAGGCCUUCAUGUAAGAACAAAUCCUGAUCCUGCCCCUCAUAUAACUGAUAUUCACCCAAGAGUUCCUCAUCUGCAUACUUCGGGACCUCAGACGAUACAGAUUAAUCCCAGAACACACAUAGCUGACAUGCAAUCGUCCGAUCCCCCGGUAGUGGACAUUGGAAUCGACUUUUUCUCUAAACACAAGUCAAGAGCAGCAGAGUCACACUGUGCCUCAAUAAUAACAAACGAGGUGAACAGUUCUCUGGAUCCUUCAUGUCAGGUAUGUUCCCUUGGAAUGGACCCAGCCAGUGGUGACCCUGGCGCAACUAGCAAUCUGGAGGACCACACAGGCAUCCCACCAACACUUGCCAACACAUUAGGGCACAUUGUACAGCAACUGGAUGUUUUAACCCAGACAGUGUCAAUCUUAGAACAGCGCUUAACGAUGACCGAAGACAAACUCCAGGAGUGUCUAGAUAAUCAACAGACUGCGCAGCAAGUAAAGUCAUCCUAGUUCAUGAAAAAAGACUGAUUUCUUUGGAUUUUAAGCCUCUCCAUUAAUUCUUCGGUCAUGCUACGUUAUUGGACAUCGUAUUGAACAUGAAGAAUGAACAAUCAGUUUUUCAAGUCCUGUAGGAUGCAACAUAUUGCACUAAGAUGUAAUUGGAUUCUGGCACUGAAACUGUAAAAUAGCUGCUACCAAAUCUCAUCACAUCUAUUUUGUGUGUAUGAGACAUAUCUAUUCCAUUUUCUUCUGCUUAUAUUCUUUUACAACUGACUAUUUCACAGACCAUUCAAGUGGAAAAAAUUGGACAUGUGAACAUUUUUCUAUCAUGAACAUUCUCAUUUCUGUAACGUGGAUUAAUUCCUUCAUACAUCGUAUGAUGUGUACAAUACUGUGUACAUUCUGAGGCACAUAAUCAGGGUGAUGGCUAAAGUGAGACUGAAUGUGGAUUAUCUUUCACAUGACUCUGUGAAACUACUUAAAACCAUCGCCUUGAAUUUGCAUUGAUUCAAAUUCGGAUUGACUUGAGUUCACUGCUGUAAGGUGGUAGUACUUCCUUUAUUUAAUGCAUGCUUUUUAAUGUAACUUUUUUAUAAUAAAAAAUUCUAUCCAUUGAA
Rhincodon typus (whale shark) is the source of this 2235-nucleotide messenger RNA. RefSeq names its product POC1 centriolar protein B (gene poc1b). The transcript has 12 exons. Gene Ontology annotation, biological process: cilium assembly. Gene Ontology annotation, molecular function: protein binding. The record is from RefSeq and is a predicted model, not a curated record. Gene Ontology annotation, cellular component: centriole; ciliary basal body. The coding region runs from base 200 to 1627 and encodes 475 amino acids. Lineage: Eukaryota; Metazoa; Chordata; Chondrichthyes; Orectolobiformes; Rhincodontidae.